CACUCACAGCAACGAAAUAAUAACAAAAGAGGAUUACAUUAGUUGACGAGUUCUGAUAUUAGGGUUUGGACCCCUCUGUGUCUUCUCUUCAUCUGCACACAACACAUGCCCUGAGCGAAGGAUGGAUGAAGGUGAGGGAGGGUACGGCGAGAGUGGAGAUCCCAUGGAUCAGUUCCACCGUAACGAAGCUAUAUCCGCAGUUGCUGACGAGGGUUUCUUAGGCGAGGAAGACGACGAUUACGAAGACCUCUACAACGAUGUGAAUGUCGGCGAAGGGUUUCUCCAAUCGUUGCGAAAGAAUGAGGAUUCCGGGUUUCGAAACGACGACGUCGAUGAGAAGAAGCCGCAGCAGGCAGCUCAGGAUCCGGUUGGGGUUUCGAUUCCCGGUGUCGGUGAUGGUGGUGACGGUGCGGUUGUGGAGCCUAGGGUUUCUGGGAGGGUUGAUGGAUUUCAGAAUCAGGGGUUUAGAGGGAGUAAUCCUAAUGGUGGAGGUGGAUCGGGGAGUGGGGGUGGGAUUAGGGUUGAAUUAGGGCAACCAUCUGGGAAAAUUAGUGAAAUUGAGGAGCAGAGUGGUAAUGAUGGGGGUGCAGUGCAGGGGAUUGGGCAGCAACCGCAAGGUGGGGUUGUUGGGAAUGUGGGAAAUGAGGGAUUGGCAAGGCAGGGUCAAGGUGGUGGUGGAGGUGGCGUGGCUGCAGGAGGUGGUGGUGGUGGUGGUGGUGGUGCUGCUGCUCCUGGUGGAGGUGGUGGUGGUGGGGGCACUAUAUUGUUUGUUGGUGAUUUGCACUGGUGGACUACGGACGCUGAGCUGGAAGCCGAGCUUUCUAAGUAUGGGCCUGUGAAGGAGGUGAAGUUUUUCGAUGAGAAGGCGAGUGGGAAAUCAAAAGGGUAUUGCCAGGUUGAGUUUUAUGAAGCUUAUGCUGCAACUGCUUGUAAGGAAGGGAUGAAUGGGCAUGUUUUUAAUGGGAGGCCGUGCGUUGUUGCGUUUGCGUCGCCCUUUACUGUUAAGAAAAUGGGAGAGGCCCAGAUAAGUAGGAAUCAACAGAUGAAUCAAUCUGCUGUUAACCAGGGAAGGAGGGGGCCCGCUGAUGCGGGGGCCAAGCCUGGUGGUAGUAAUAUUUCGACUGGUGGUAAUUACCAAGGAGGGGGGGAUGGCAAUAGAGGUUAUGGUAGAGGAGGUAACUGGGGGAGAGGGAACAAUCCUGCGAUGGGAAAUAGGGGGCCUGUUAAUCCAAUGAGGAAUAGGGGUGGUGGUGGGAUGGGUGGGAGAGGUCUAAUGGGUAACGGUGGGAAUGGAUUUGGACAGGGUAUUGGUGGUACCCCACCACUGUUGCAUCCUCAGUCAAUGAUGAAUCAGGGUUUUGAUCCUGCAUUUGGCGGUCCCAUGGGUAGAAUGGGUAGCUAUGGAGGCUUUCCUGGUGCUCCAACUCCUCCAUUCUCUGGGAUUUUACCUUCAUUCCCUGGUGUUGGAGGCGUUGGUUUGCCUGGAGUAGCACCUCAUGUUAAUCCAGCCUUUUUUGGGAGAGGGAUGCCUGUGAAUGGUAUGGGUAUGAUGCCAACAUCAGGUAUUGAUGGUCCUAACAUGGGAAUGUGGUCGGAUCCAAACAUGGGUGGAUGGGGUGGCGAGGAGCAUGGUGGUGGCAGGGCUGGAGAAUCAAGCUAUGGCGAGGAAGCUGCAUCAGAUCAUCAGUACGGUGAAGUGAGUCAUGACAGAGCAGGGUGGCCUAAUGCUAUGAGGGAAAAAGAUAGAGGAUCGGAAAGGGACUGGUCUGGUUCUUCUGAGCGAAGGUAUAGGGAUGAUAGGGAUCAAGGAUAUGAGAGAGAUGCACCUAGAGAAAAAGAUGCGGGACACGAUCAUGAAUGGUCAGAACGAAGGCAUCGGGAUGAUAGAGAAAUGGGCCGAGAACGAUCUCGUGACCGUGAUCGGGAACGAUCUCGAGACCGUGAUCGUGACCGUGAAAGGGAUCGUGAUAGAGACCGUGAGCGGGACAGGUACAGGGAGGAUAGAGACAGAUAUGCAGAUCAUCAUAGGUACAGAGACCGUGAAGCAGAGCAUGAGGAUGAGUGGGAACGGGGACGGUCGUCAAGGACUCAUAGCAAAUCACGAUUAUCACAAGAGGAGGAACACCAUUCAAGGCCAAAGGAUGCUGAUUAUGGGAAGAGGAGGAGGCUUACCUCUGAGUAAUACUUUCCGUUGAUGAAGGAAAGAGCAGUAACUAAAAAAAUCAGGAUUUGUCAUGGUUGUUUGGAUUUCUGGUUGUGCUCUCUUGAUCCAGAAGUUGUUGAGCAGCUGUUUCGUUUCAUUCACUUGUUCCCGUUGCUUCUUGUCAGGAGCAUGGCUUUGUUCUCCUAUAAGAAAGGUUAGAUUUAAAACUUCAAUUCUUUGUCUAGUGGUAUUAUGCUCUCCUGUGCUUUUUAUGAUUAGUAAUGCUACUGCCAGCAAAUGAGAAACUUUUCAAAAUCUAUUUUGUAUGUUAAAAGUGAAUUAAGUAUUACUUGUAAGCAUAUUAGUCAAUAGCGGGAGCGAUUGGGGCAGAGAGGAGCGGAGCAGCUCCCUGCCACGAUUCUGGGGUUUCGUCCUCCCUUUCUGAAAGCUGUAAUGUUUUUGUGGGGGACAAUCUUGGGAUUCUCUCUCUGCGCCCCCCC
This is a messenger RNA of Abrus precatorius (Indian licorice), 2643 nucleotides long. Its product is annotated as cleavage and polyadenylation specificity factor subunit CG7185. NCBI's taxonomy places the organism in Eukaryota, Viridiplantae, Streptophyta, Magnoliopsida, Fabales, Fabaceae. The record is from RefSeq and is a predicted model, not a curated record. Gene Ontology annotation, cellular component: mRNA cleavage and polyadenylation specificity factor complex. Bases 122 to 2182 code for a protein of 686 amino acids. Gene Ontology annotation, biological process: mRNA alternative polyadenylation. The transcript has 3 exons. Gene Ontology annotation, molecular function: mRNA binding.